UCCGGGGCUCCGCCUUAGCCUCCGAUCCUGGGGCUCUGACUGGCGAAUUAAGGAGGGAGUCCGGGACCGGGCCCAUGGACUCGGCCGAGGUGGAAUUCCUGGCCGAGAAGGAGAUGGUCACCAUCAUCCCUAAUUUCAGCCUGGAUAAGAUCUACCUCAUCGGGGGAGAUCUGGGACCCUUUAAUCCCGGCUUACCUGUGCAGGUCCCGCUUUGGCUGGCGAUGAACUUGAAACAGAGACAGAAAUGUCGAGUGGUUCCUCCUGAGUGGAUGGACGUGGAAAAAUUGGAGGAGAUACGAGAUCAAGAGAGAAAGGAGGAAACAUUUACUCCAAUGCCUAAUCCUUAUUACAUGGAACUUACCAAAUUAUUGUUAAAUCAUGCUUCAGAUAACAUCCCCAAAGCAGAUGAGAUCCGGACCCUAAUUAAAGACAUGUGGGACACUCGUAUAGCUAAACUCCGAGUAUCUGCAGACAGUUUUGUCAAACAGCAGGAAGCACAUGCCAAGCUGGAUAACUUAACCUUGAUGGAGAUCAACACUACAGGAGCAUUUCUCACAGAAGCCUUAAAUCAUAUGUAUAAACUUCGCACAAAUCUCCAUCCUGCAGAGAGUGCUCAGUCUCAGGACUUUUAGUGGAAGAUGUUAUACCCUUAAAGGAGUUUUGUAAGAUUGAGGGUAGGCAGUGGAAAGAGGCUAGUUAGAUACCUUGCCAACUUCUCAGGAAUGAACUUCCUAUAAUUGAGUUCUCAGAAUAUCAGAAGCACAUGUAGAUGAUAGGACAGUGACAUCCUUUCCUUUUCCUUGAGAAAAGCAAUAGGUGAGAGACUGAAUAUUAAUCAUCAGCCCUUCCUCACUUUCAGAGGAUGUCUUUGGGCCCUUGUUGAUCUUGAAUAUCCCUGUUGCAAAACAAUUUCUUCUCUCUGGCAGAUUCAAUCCACUCCUUCUACCCUACCCUAUCCUUCUGAGAUGAAUGUCAGUACAGGGUUUAGAUGUUGGUUGAAGGCUACCAGCAGGAUAUUAUUUUUCUUUUUCAUGUUUAUUUUUAUCAGUGGCACAAUAAUGAAGGUGUGAUUUGGAAUUUAUUUCUAUGUACUUUGUUUUAUUUACUUAAUAUCUUUACAAUUUUAUUGUUAAGUUUUGCACUCUGGGAUAGUCUUAUUGGAUUGUUACUGAUGCUGAUGUGUUACAGUUUGCUUAGGCUGACUGACUGAAUCAACCUCAGAAGUGGUUGAAUGGUUUGAACUUACUUUUGCCUAGUAGUACAGAUAAUAGUCAACUGGCUAUUGUGUCAAAAUGGUUGAAAGAGCUAGACCAUACAGUUCAUUAUUAGGUCAUUUUAAAGGCUAAAUUGAAUUAUACACAAAACAACACUUGGUUGUUUAUCAAUAAAUAUGUAAAAUCUUC
Molecule: messenger RNA, 1403 nt
Organism: Antechinus flavipes (yellow-footed antechinus)
Lineage: Eukaryota; Metazoa; Chordata; Mammalia; Dasyuromorphia; Dasyuridae
Gene: GINS2
Product: GINS complex subunit 2
Exons: 5
Coding region: 75-632 (185 amino acids)
Biological process (GO): double-strand break repair via break-induced replication; DNA replication
Cellular component (GO): nucleus; GINS complex
Source: RefSeq, a predicted model, not a curated record